CGAAGCACCGUUCGGCUGCCAGGAACUGAGCAGAGGAGAGAGGAGAGGGAAGAUAAGAGACCCGGAGGAGAUAAAGGACUGAUGAAAAACAGCAAAAAACAAGCUGGAUAGAUGCAUUCUUCGCCCAUGGCAGCACAGACAGGACUGUGAAAGCGGACGUUUUUCGGGCAUGUUCGUUAGCUGGACGUCAGCGGAGUAGCUAGCUCGUCCAGAAGACGUUGGCCGAAGUUUUGUCUGAAGUUUGCAGCAGCGGUGCGGCUAGCCGUUAACCGCUCGGCCGCCGUGUCUCCUCAGCACCUGGGGCCUCUCCCUUACCUCUGCCGCUAACCCUCACACUGCACUGAAGGAAAUCAUGGUGUCGUGGAUGAUUUCGAGAACUGUCGUGCUGGUUUUUGGGACCCUGUAUCCUGCAUACUACUCUUACAAAGCUGUCAAGACCAAAAAUGUCAAGGAAUAUGUACGCUGGAUGAUGUACUGGAUUGUGUUUGCCCUCUACACUGUAGUGGAGACCAUCACAGACCUAACACUGGCAUGGUUUCCUCUAUACUACGAGUUGAAGAUAUCCUUUGUUAUCUGGCUGCUGUCUCCCUACACUAGAGGAGCCAGUCUCAUUUACAGGAAGUGCCUGCACCCCCUGCUCUCCUCCAGGGAGAGGGAGAUAGAUGAGUACAUAGUGCAGGCUAAGGAGAGAAGCUAUGAAACCAUGGUCAACUUCGGCAAACAGGGGCUGAGCAUCGCCGCCACUGCUGCUGUCACAGCAGCUGUCAAGGGCCAGGGUGCCAUCACUGAAAAGUUGCGUAGCUUCAGCAUGCAUGACCUGACCCAGAUCAGCCAGCAUGAUGAUGGAGCUGGGAACCAACUCUACCAGUACAGCUCCCAUUCAGCCAAUCCCGCCAUCAGGAGAUCUCAGAGCUCUGAUGCUGCCGACGGAGCCGAGUACUACUACGACCAGGAAGAGAGAUCCGAUGAGGAAGCGGAGCCAACAUUCUCAGAGGACGAGGCCGUCACUCAGAAAGGACUGAGGCGAUCGCAGAGUGUCAAGAUCACUCGAUCCAGAGUCCGGAAAGAUGUCCGCUAUGGAUCCUUGAAGAUUAAAGGCAAGAAGAGACCAGCACUGAGUUCUGUUAACUAUGGAAUGUGACAAGACUACUGACACACAACCAUGCGCACACGCACACUCACACCUACACACUCACACCUACACACUCACACACACACACGCACACACACACACACGCACACACACACACACACACACACACACACACACACACAUAGCAGAGCAUCUUGUAUGUAAGGGUGGUGUUGUCAGCCGCUCUCCUCAUGUGUUUCAACACUCGUGGAUCUGACUUUUUCCUAUGCUGAGAUCCUGUCACUUUUAUAGUGAGCUUGUCAUUGGCAUAUUUAUUACCUAAUUCCUUCAUUAUAUGAUGUGCACCUAAGUGAACGUCAGCGAAAACCAGCAACUCUCAAAGAACAUUCUAGUUUUUUCUUUUGGUCGGUAUAGUACGGUUUUUUUUGUUUGUUUGUUUUUUUGUGCAUGGAUCUAUUUGUUCUGUUUUUUUGUUUGAAAUGUAGUUUUUAGCUGUGAUGUUUGUUUUAGAUUUGUAGUCUUUUUAGGUCUUUGGCCUUUCUGUCCAUUUUAGUCAAUUUAUUUUUCAUUAUAUUUUUGCUUCUGCUGCCUUUCAGGUGUAGCUGCAGUAAGGAACAUUGUGUGUUAUUUUUUUAAAUUGUUUAUAUCUGUAUUUCUGACACUAUGGUUGGGUCCAUUCAGGUUGACUUCCAGGUGGUUCUCUAUGCAACUGAAACCAUUCUUAACUUAGCUUUGGCCUGGAGAAAUGCAACAUUCCCUCCAUCUCCAAAGUAAACGGCGUCCAGUUUUGAGUGUCCGGGUUCUUGCAGGACACCAGUAGUUUUAAAGUAGUAUUUUUAAAUGUUGAAGAGAAGAUCAGUCGUGGAAUCAGUUUGAAACACAGUUGAUUUGAUCUGUAGAGCUGACCAAAAGUGUCCCUCAUUCCUGUCAGAAGAGGCAGUGAACACACAUCCUGAUGAAGAGACAGAAAGGAAGAGAGCACCAAAUGGAUGACAGAAAGAAAAGGGUGUAGCUGUGAUUUACAGGGAUGUGAAUCUUCAAGGCUUUUAUUUCAGGAUUUCGCCCAUUUAUGGAAGGCUCAGCACUCCCUUGAACUGCGUUUUCCUGUUUUUUAACUCUUUCUUUGUUACAUUAUUGUGUGUCUUAAUCACAUUUUUGGUUGUAAAUUUCUCUUUGUAUUUCUUUCCAUCAGUGGACGUUAUUAGCCUCAGUAUGUUUUGAAAUGAUUUGUGCUGUUUGUGAUGAAAAGGUGUCUUUAUAUAACUUAACAACCUCUUUUUUGCACAUAUGCCUCCUCCCAAAUCUUUUGUUUUGAUGCUGUUGCUUGUCAUCUCAGUCUAUAAUGUACUAUGCUGUGGGAGGAUACGACUAACAGAAUGGACUCAUCCAUUCUAAACAAUGGACUCUAAUAUUAAUGGGCUAUCUGGACAUUUUCACAAUGGCUUGUUUUUGCACUUCACCUGCCUCUUUUCACAUGGAGAACAAAAUAUGCUUUUCUAGAAAUCAAGUGAACUAACUAAGGGAAAAAAGGUGAAAUUAACCAAAAAAAAAAAAAAAAAAAGCAACAUUGGUUAAAAUAUGUUGGCAAAUACAAGAAAGCUACCAGAAAAGGAAAAAAAAGCAAAACAAUUUAAACACUUAAAAAUACUUUUUUAAAAAUAAAUACACGAAAACUAUAUUUGUAAUUACUAAAAUGAUAAACCGUGUCCACAAAAUACAAAAUCCUAAUUCAUGCACACAAUUUACUAUUUAUGUGCUCUCAGUUUGACUUUUUGAGCUCUCAAAUUCCUAAAAUUAACUAGAUAGAGUAUCUUGAAAUAAGUAAAUAAAUCAAGUGCACAAAUUAGGAUUUUGUGACCUGGAUUUUGUAUUUUGUGGAUUCCAUUAGGCUCUAUAGAAAUUGUCCAAAUUUGCAACAAAAUUGAUGACAAAAGAAAAAAGGGGAAUUGAAAGUGACUUGAAACUUCAUUGGAUGGGGAAUUUUGACACAGAACAGGCCAAACAGUGAGUUUUGAAAUCCAGAACUCUUUGCACCUCGCCAAAAUGAUGUUGGAUCAACAACCUUAUCAGCCUCCACAGAUACAUUAGAGACCAGAUACAUUAGUCCAAAUCUUCCUGCAUGCCCUUUUUGAAUGUCCGUGUAAUGGUAGCAGUUGUUCAUUUACUACCAAAGAAACUCAUGGAGAGAAGGCUGUGGUGUUUGGGAACGUACGGUGAUGUGCAAUAACAAACCAAAUGUCCAAAUGUCGCAUGGUCCAUUGAAGGCUUGUAACUGACUAAUGAUACCAAAGCUACUUGGACUUAAUGAACCUGAGCUGUGUGCCCGGGUUGUGUGAUCUGUGUCGGGGGAUAUCUCUCGUGUACGGAUUGCUGGAUUUGUAAAGGCAAGAAAACAGAGCCU
Molecule: messenger RNA, 3494 nt
Organism: Myripristis murdjan (pinecone soldierfish)
Lineage: Eukaryota; Metazoa; Chordata; Actinopteri; Holocentriformes; Holocentridae
Gene: reep3b
Product: receptor accessory protein 3b
Exons: 8
Coding region: 353-1141 (262 amino acids)
Biological process (GO): endoplasmic reticulum tubular network organization
Cellular component (GO): endoplasmic reticulum tubular network; endoplasmic reticulum membrane; cytoplasmic microtubule
Molecular function (GO): microtubule binding
Source: RefSeq, a predicted model, not a curated record